Beta vulgaris subsp. vulgaris (sugar beet) is the source of this 1449-nucleotide messenger RNA. RefSeq lists its product as uncharacterized. Gene Ontology annotation, molecular function: glutathione transferase activity. Lineage: Eukaryota; Viridiplantae; Streptophyta; Magnoliopsida; Caryophyllales; Amaranthaceae. Gene Ontology annotation, cellular component: cytoplasm. The record is from RefSeq and is a predicted model, not a curated record. Bases 63 to 1271 code for a protein of 402 amino acids. The transcript has 3 exons.
AACGGCCAAACAAAAUAAUUUGACAAUGCCAAGCUCAAUUGCAUUGCAAAAGCCUCACAACCAUGUCCACUUGUUUCCUCAACUCUCCUCCCCCAUAUCUCACAACCAAAUUCACCACCAUUAAAUCCCUGAAUCCCAAACCUUCCCACCGCAAUCUCUCUCCUAUAAACUCACUGAAUGGGCCCACAUCAAACACUCUCCAAAACCUGGCCACAACCCUCACAAAACUCCUAUGGCCCAAAACCCUCCCACCCCAACUCCUCAUCUCCACCGUCCGUUCUGCCUGGACUUCCACGUGGCUUCUUAUGAUGUCCCAACUUGCCCCUUCUGACCCAAUUGGCAGUUACUCCAGACCCACUUCCCAAUUUCCCGCCAAAAUUAACGACCUUUCCCGCCAUAACCUAACUACCCUCCAUCUCUAUGUAGGUCUUCCUUGUCCUUGGGCUCAUAGAACCCUCAUUGUUAGGGCCCUUAAGGGCCUUGAGGAGGUCAUCCCCGCCUCCAUCGCCUCGCCGGGUGUCGACGGGCUGUGGGUGUUUGGGGGGGAUAUGGGUACUGAUGAUAAUGCCAAUGGGUGUAAGACUUUGAAAGAGGUUUAUAAGCUUAAGAAAGAUGGUUAUGAUGGAAGGUCUACUGUUCCUAUGCUGUGGAAUGUGGAGAGGAAGGAGGUUGUGUGUAAUGAGAGUUAUGAUAUUAUUCAGUUGCUCAAUUGUGGCUUUAAUGAAUUGGCUCAAAACCCGGGUUUGGAUCUCGAACCUCCCUCGUUGAAGGGUAGGAUCCAGGAGUGGAAUCGCGUUAUCUAUCCUUAUGUGAAUAAUGGAGUCUAUAGGUGUGGGUUUGCUCAAACUCAAGAGGCUUAUGACGCGGCAGUGAAUGACUUGUUUAGCACACUAGACAUGUUGGAGGAUCAUCUGGAGAGCUUCCGGUAUCUCUGUGGAGACUCUUUGACGAUCGCUGAUGUUUGCUUGUUCACUACCUUAAUAAGAUUUGAUCUUGUUUAUAAUGUUAUGUUUAAGUGCACAAAGAAGAAGAUAGUGGAGUAUCCCAAUCUUCAUGCAUAUCUGCGAGACAUAUAUCAGAUUCCAAAGGUUGCAGAAACCUGCGAUUUGAAAGCAAUGAUGGAUGGCUACUACAAUUACUUGUUUCCGUUAAAUCCGGGCAAUAUUCGUCCUAUAAUACCAUCUGGUUGUGAUCAUGAAGCUCUUUCCAAACCUCACAAUAGAGAGUUACUGUCAUUAGCUACCGAGAGCUUGCAAACCAGUUUAUGUUGAUUGAUCGCUGAGUGUAAAUUGUGAUUACAGUAUACUGUUAGCGGAUUGUGUACAGAUAAAAUUUUACUUUGCCCUUCUUGAGCUAUUGCUCUUCUUGAGCUAUUGCUGUAAUAACUUUAUUGUGCAAAUUUUUGAAGGAAGGCGAAUUUAUGAGAGAAAUAAAAACUCGGUUGAGAAA